Messenger RNA from Prosopis cineraria, 1506 nucleotides. Its product is annotated as triacylglycerol lipase 2-like. NCBI's taxonomy places the organism in Eukaryota, Viridiplantae, Streptophyta, Magnoliopsida, Fabales, Fabaceae. The transcript has 9 exons. The coding region runs from base 59 to 1318 and encodes 419 amino acids. Gene Ontology annotation, molecular function: hydrolase activity, acting on ester bonds. Gene Ontology annotation, biological process: lipid metabolic process. The record is from RefSeq and is a predicted model, not a curated record.
GUCUUUAUCUGGUUUUCUGUUCAGCCGUGUAUAAAUAAUGGCAUAAUGAAACUUAGAGAUGUACAGAAACCAGAGCAUGGCCGAGUCUUCACUCUCAAUAAUCCUUGUCAUUAUUCUCUUUUCUGGGUUAUCUCUUGGAAGAACAAGAAGAACAGAAUUGGUACCAGCUAUCAUUACCUCUACAUUAGGAAUAGCCCCCGGUGAUGGUAUUUGCUCAUCAAUGGUGAACACGCAAGGCUAUGCUUGUGAAGAACACUUGGUGACAACAAGAGAUGGUUAUAUUCUCAGUAUGCAGAGAAUUCCAGUAGGGCAGUCCGGUGGGUCGCAGAGGAAUAGGCCACCGGUUCUGCUACAGCAUGGGCUUUUCAUGGAUGGUAUAACAUGGCUCUUGCUACCUCCAAGUCGAUCUCUGGCAUUCCUGUUAGCAGACAAUGGGUUUGAUGUAUGGCUUUCCAACACUCGUGGAACCAAGUAUAGCCGUCAACACUCAUCACUAGCUACGAAUGGCUCGGCCUAUUGGAAUUGGUCAUGGGAUGAGUUAGUUGCUUAUGAUCUUCCAGCAACAAUCCAGUAUGUUCAUCAUUUAACAAGACAAAAACUACACUAUAUUGGACACUCACAGGGGACUUUAAUUGCACUGGCUGCUUUCUCUAAGUUCAAGUUGUCGAACAUGUUGAGCUCAGCCGCCUUGCUUAGUCCCAUUGCCUAUGUCAAUCAAAUGACAUCACCUCUGGCUAGAAAUGCUGCUGAAAACUUUAUUGCUGAGAUUGAACUUCCAUUUCUAACUUUUCACUGGGUGGACAAUUUUGUCAGACUAAGGAAGGAUGCUGUUAUAAAAUUCCUUGAGGACUUGUGCAAGAAACCAGCCAUUGACUGCACCAACUUGUUAACUUCUUUCACAGGCCCCAACUGUUGUGUAAACCCUUCAAUUGUGAAUAUUUUCUUGGAACAUGAACCUCAAUCAACAGCAACAAAGAACACGGUUCAUCUGUCUCAGAUGAUCAGACAAGGAACCAUAGCAAUGUAUGAUUAUGAGAACAAAGUUGAGAAUAUUAAACAUUAUGGACAGCCCUUGCCUCCAGUGUAUGACAUAUCAAGAAUUCCAAAUGACCUCCCUCUCUUCAUCAGUUAUGGUGGGGCUGAUGCUCUUUCCGAUGUCAGGGAUGUACGGCGCUUGCUGGAAAUCCUUGAUGGUCAUCAUGAUGAUAAGCUUGUAGUGCAGUACAGGGAUGAUUAUGCUCAUGCAGAUUAUGUUAUGGGUCAAAAUGCCAAGCAAGAUAUAUAUGAUCCUCUUAUAUCUUUCUUUAAGCUUCAAUGACAUCUUGAACAGGAUGCUCUAUACAAAUACUUACUUGAGGUUCCCUCUCUGUCUCAUAGAGCUGAACAAACACAGAAAUACUGAUAUUAUUUAUAGGAAAAGGAGAUUCCAAUUUUCACUUUUGUACAUGCUGCAGUUUUAUGGAACUGUGCUUUUAUUCCUUCAAAUGCAAUUAUCUAAUUGACUGA